AUCAUAAGGACCAAAACAACUCGUGACCGGUGUUGCCUGUGUGGACCCAAACAAGAUUUGUCUGAGAAAAUUAAUAUAUGAUGGAGCAUAUAUAGCAUUUUUUAACUUCUUGUAUUUUUCAAAAUGGUCAGCCUGUCGGAAACCUCCAGGCACUCAGGGGGGUAUUUCUUCAAUGAUGAGCAGAACUCAAUCCAGACUUCAGACACAGAAGAGCUCCUGCGUGACCAUGUGGCCCUCACGGGGGACGGGGAAAUUGUGUUCAGGAAGAUCAACACCCUGUGGGCCAUCGUUUGUCAGAUACUGCUGUCUAUUGCUCUGCUGACUGGCUCGUUCAUCAUCCCCGUGUUCUGCCUGCAGAACAAGUGUGGAGCAGACGACAUAACGCUAGUAAUCUACAUCCAUGGGGGUUUCUGGUUCAUCUUCCUGGCAUUCGACAGAUACUACCGGCAGCAGCACUACGUCAACAGGCUCAAUGGUUAUCUGGAGUUCUACAGGAGGACAAAAAAUAUUCGCAGAAUGCCGUUCUUGAUAACAUCCGGAGGCAAUGCGUUGCUGCUGAUAGUCACCAGGAUCCUGGACGAGUACUGUCACACACCAGACAAGUGCUAUAUACUGAAGAAAGAAAACUAUAUCCAGAUUGUUGUUGCCGUGGAGACUGCUAUAAUUCUGCUAUUCCUCAUAAUGUACCUGGCCAGCACCUACAAGUUCAACCGGCGCCAGGCUCACCCAGAUGUAAGUCAGGAUGAGAUGCUGAACAGCUUCAUCCAAUCGCAAUCCCAAGCUUCUGAGAUCGGCUUCAGAGAUGAGAACUACGUGGACCAGGUUUUGGAGAAACAGGCAGACAUGAUCCGAUACCUGAAGCAGCACAACUCCCAGCUCGGGAAGAGGAUUCUGGCCCUCACAGCUCAGAACAAUUCUCUCAACGAGCCACGCUCUUGAGACACGACGGGACGGUUAUUCCCAAAGUUACAUCUCCAAAACUCGCAGACAUGGGAACGCUUUUAUCAUCUUUCAAUCCUGCACCUCAUAGUGUGUUGUCAGGAUCUAAAGACCUGUGUAACAUUUGCAGAUCAAAGUGUCUGAAUGUGUUUGGGUGGAUCGUGCAGAAGUGAAGACCUUUGUUACACUUGCAGAUUUUCCAGAUCUGAGUGUCUAAAUGUGUUUGGGUGGAUAUUGCUGAGCUGAACACCAUUGUUACACAUGCAGAUGUUUCAGAUCAGAGUGUCUAAAUGGGUUUGGAUUGAUUGUGAAGAACUGAAGUCUUUCGUAACAUUUCAGAUCUUGGAUAUUGCAGAACAGUUGACUUUCAUAACAUUCCUUUCUUUGCGCACAAACAGAUCAGUUGAAACAUUCGGGAAGAAAGUGGUUGUUACCAUGGACAAGAGAAUGUGCGGAACUUUCUCAUAUUUUCAGAUUAAAUAUAUCUGAUCCAGAUAAAUAUUAUGUAGCAUUAGUUUUGAUGUGCAACAGAACUUUACCACGGAUAUGUUUGGUAUGUCACAGACGUACGCCAGUUGGUGCUGGAACAAAUGACACUUUCUUGGGCUGAUGAUGAGUGAGUGAGUGAGUUUGGUUUUAUGCCGCUUUUAGCAAUAUUCCAGCAAUAUCAAGGCGGGGGACACCAGAAAUGGGCUUCACACAUUGUGCCCAUGUGGGGAUUCGAACCCGGGUCUUCGGCGUGACGAGUCAACGCUUUAACCAAUGGGCUACCCCACCGCCCGGGCUGAUGAUGAGCUGUGUGUUGUGUAAACCCUGUUUUCCCGUGCUCACGACUUCUAUAUGAGGACCUACCUGUAGUUUUUUUUCAGGGUGAUAUGGGAUGAAUAUCUUUUAAGUGAGUGAGUGAUUAAGUAUAGUUUUACUCCGCUUUUAGCAAUAUUCCCUCAAUAUCACAGCAGUGGACUAUUUUUUAAGAUCAUGAAGUUGUUGUUAGCACUGAAGAUGGAGCCCUGAGGAUGAUAGAAAAGUCUGUUUCCAUUCAGGUUGUGUGUAGUUAACCAAUAUGGAAACUGACUUUGCCAUUCAUCAUGCUUUUGUCGUGAUCCUAUUCUUAGCCCUAAAGGGCACCUGUCAUCGGGAAAGAUUGUUGUGAGUUGGGUGGAGUGAGAUGGGAGCGGCAGGACUGAGCGGGCAGAAUCCUCUUAACCUGUUAUUGCUUUUUGUUAAAGUGAUAGAAGUAUCAUCUUUGAUCUCACAGUUAUGCAUGAGUGUAUUUAAAUGUAAUUAUUUGUAAUAAAGACAUUGUGAACUUC
Messenger RNA from Haliotis rubra (blacklip abalone), 2252 nucleotides. Its product is annotated as transmembrane protein 192-like. The record is from RefSeq and is a predicted model, not a curated record. The coding region runs from base 124 to 939 and encodes 271 amino acids. The transcript is spliced from 6 exons. Lineage: Eukaryota; Metazoa; Mollusca; Gastropoda; Lepetellida; Haliotidae. Gene Ontology annotation, cellular component: lysosomal membrane; late endosome.